GCCCCAGUGCUUCAGUUUGUUUACGGAUAAGUUACAAGACGGAGAGGAAUUUGGAGGAACAGAGCUGCUCUGGUACCUCCAACAUUACCAUUAGUAACAGCAGCAGCAGCAGCAGAGAUAAAACUGCCAGCUACCAUAUCAUCAGCAGGCAGACUCUUUUACUAUUACUUCAACUUGAAAAUAAAAUAAGUGCCCAGGGAAUCAUCUGAAACUUCAUCACCCAUACACAAAAAUGAUGGAUCCACACAACGAAACUGAAAAGGAAAACAAAAACAACAAUGACGAGGACAAUGAACAACAGCCACAACCAGUCGAUUUUCCACUGGGUGCCGUACUGCUCGACCUGGAAGAGCGCGACCUCCCUAGCAUCGCCGCUAGGGUGGUCGAUAAGAUGAUCGCCUGUGAUCAGAUCCCGCCGGACCAACGCGAAGCCGUAGUAAGCAUCCUUCUCCUCAGGCACAGACACAUCCGCGAUAGCCAUUCGUCACUCAGGCGAUCGUCCCGUGGAUCCAAAAGUGCCCGUGGAAGCUACGAUGACAAGUUGGCGACAACACCCGUAUCCCUGAGUUUAGACGGAGGCAGCAGCCUCAGGGCUUCGGUGCGGAAAGCUGGGUUGUCCAAGCUCUUCCACGUCAACGCCUUCGCUGGAUUCCGGCGUCAGAACGCCGAGGACAACAUCCCCUUGAACGGGAAUGUCACGAAGGAAGAAUCCCAAGACAAGAAAGGCGUGAACAGAGUAGAAAGUUACACACAGAUCGAUAUUGAGGACUUGUCUCCGAAAGAGAGGGAAGCGAGAGAAAGUGCGCGAAGGAAGAUCCCCGAAGGAGCCGAAGCCACAGCCGUUCUCGUAGGCGCCGUCGAUUUCCUGAAGCAGCCUACCAUCGCCUUCGUCAGGCUUGCAGAGGGCGUCAUGAUGGAUAACCUAGUUGAGGUUCCCAUUCCAGUAAGGUUCAUGUUUGUGUUGCUUGGGCCCUUCCAUGGCGAAAUGGACUACCAUGAGGUAGGGCGAUCCAUCUCCACUCUCAUGACAGACAAGGGCUUUCAAGAAGUGGCCUACCGUGCUCAAUCCCGUGGUCAGUUACUUUCCGCCAUCAAUGAAUUCCUCAACGCUUCCAUCGUUCUUCCACCUUCUGACUGGAACAACAAAGAUCUUGUUCCAGUCGAUGACACCAGAGCCAAGGCCAAUCAGAUUAUGCAUAAGAACGAAAGCAUGCGAGCACGCAAACAAUCAGCGCAAGGAGCAGCAGUGACCCCAGUAUCAUCAGGAAAUCAAGCUGGUGGCGACAGAAAACCUCCUCCACGUGAUCCGCUCAUUCGCCAUGGCAAGCUAUUCUAUGGGAUGAUUCAGGAUAUCAAAAUCCGUUAUCCGAAAUACCUAAGUGAUAUUAAGGAUGGCAUCAGCAGUCAGGUUUUAGCAACAGCCUUUUUCAUCUUCUUUGCUUGUCUGUCUCCGGCCAUCACCUUUGGUGGCAUGUAUGGUGAUCAGAUGGAUAAUUUAAUUGGUGUUGGAGAGACACUACUCUUGACCUGCAUCAACGGAGUAAUCUUUGCUGUGUUUUCUUGCCAACCGCUGAUUAUCAUUGGAGCAACAGGCCCAAUUAUGGUCUUUGACUUCAGUCUUUACAAGUUUUGUCAGUCGAAUGAUAUAGAUUUCUUGUCUAUAAGAGUCUGGAUUGGUCUCUGGAUGACUGUUGUUACAAUAAUCAUCGCUGCCUUUGAAGGUGUAGUUAUUGUGAAAAAAUUCACCAGAUUUACAGAAGAGAUUUUCGCAUCCCUCGUGUGCCUUAUUUUCAUUUACGAGGCCAUUGCUAAACUUGUUGCUAUUUUUAUAGCGCAUCCCCUGCAGGCAACUUAUGAAGUAAAGGAUUCCAGCAAUAGCUCAAUAGUCAGUGGCAUUAUUGAGAAUGGAACCCUUUUUAAUGGAACUGAUGAAGAUGGCACUGAAAUUGAAGAUGCUGUUGUGUCCCUCACAGCCCAGCCCAACACCGCGCUCCUUUCAUUUAUUCUCACGAUGGGAACCUUCAUUAUUGCCAUCAAGCUGAAAAACUUCCGUAACUCGAAAUUCCUUGGCAGAAGUGUCAGAAGAGCGCUUGGUGACUUUGGUGUGCCAAUCUCCAUUGUCUUGAUGGUUUCUUUGGAUGUCCUGAUUAAGGACACUUACACUGAUAAGCUCACCAUGCCCGCAGGACUCUCGCCGUCCAAUCCUGAGGUCCGAGAUUGGCUAAUCAACCCGUUUGGGGCUUUUGAGCCCCUUCCAGUGUGGUGCAUGAUUGCUGCAGCACCUGUAUCUAUUUUGCUGUUGAUUCUCGUCUUCUUGGAAGGAAAUAUCUGCCAUCUCAUCUUGAGCAAGCCUGAGAAGAAUAUGGUGAAGGGAACAGGCUUCCAUUUCGAUUUGGUUCUUUGUGGUGUUAUGAAUUUCGCUUCCGGCAUCUUAGGUGCUCCAUUCAUGGGGCCUGGAUGUGUACGAACAAUCUCUCAUGUAGCUUCUCUUACUAUCAUGAGCACUAAUCAACCUGCUGGUGAAUCCCCAAAAAUUCAGGGGGUACAUGAACAAAGAGUCAGCGGCUUCACUGUGGCCCUUUUGGUUGGAAUGGGGGUAUUCCUAACAGCUGUUCUUAACUUGGUGCCCAAAGCUGUAUUGUUGGGUGUUUUCUUAUACAUGGGAAUAUCAGCCGCUGCUGCUAUUCAGUUCGUUCAACGAACAGUACUAUUCCUAAUGCCUGUCAAACAUCAUCCCAACGUCGCAUAUGUUAAGAAGGUCCGUACAUGGAAGAUGCACGCUUUCACUGGAUGCCAACUUCUCUUUUUGGGCGUAUUGUGGGGUGUUAAGGAGUCACCUGCAUCCCUUAUCUUCCCAUUUUUGCUGCUGCUUCUCAUUCCCCUUAGGUUAUUCAUUUUCCCCUUAGUUUUCACUGCCACAGAGCUCAAUGCUCUCGAUGGUGAAGAGGCUAAUGCUGCCAUGAAUGAUGAUGGAGAGCCUGACUUCUAUGAGGAGGUUCAUGGCUUACCAACUCACAAUCAUGUCCACCAAAGUUGAGAAGUUCAAAAGCACCUUUUUUUUUCUUAGUAUAGAUCUAUUGUGCAGCUGUUACACAGCUCACACAUACAUUCCUCAAGUCUUCCAGCUAUUAUGUGACUGACAGAUGAUAUUUAGUUGUUUUUUAAUUUUACUUUAGGAACUGUUGUAGUGGAUGCAAAGGGACUGAUCUAGGAUUUUGUAUAUGCCUUAAUUUCUACAUUAUGCAAGUCUUCCAAUAGUUUGUAUUUUAUAGCAAAUAAAGGCUCUAGUCAUGUAAA
Macrobrachium nipponense is the source of this 3297-nucleotide messenger RNA. Its product is annotated as anion exchange protein 3-like. Gene Ontology annotation, biological process: regulation of intracellular pH; monoatomic anion transport; transmembrane transport. Gene Ontology annotation, molecular function: solute:inorganic anion antiporter activity; monoatomic anion transmembrane transporter activity. NCBI's taxonomy places the organism in Eukaryota, Metazoa, Arthropoda, Malacostraca, Decapoda, Palaemonidae. Bases 233 to 3037 code for a protein of 934 amino acids. The record is from RefSeq and is a predicted model, not a curated record. Gene Ontology annotation, cellular component: plasma membrane. The transcript has 14 exons.